Rubroshorea leprosula is the source of this 1378-nucleotide messenger RNA. Lineage: Eukaryota; Viridiplantae; Streptophyta; Magnoliopsida; Malvales; Dipterocarpaceae. The record is from the annotation of a GenBank genome assembly.
ACCAUCGUGUUUUAGUUGUAAGCAAAGAUGGAUGCCUGUUAUAGACUCUUCAGCAAUGACUAGUUUUGUAACUAACUAAAGUAUUAAGAGGUAGACUUGAGAAUACCAUGUGGCGGAGCAGGGGAACGGAAGCUACCGUCCCGAAUAAGCACCACGAGAGUUUGAGAAUGGGAGUUGUCGUUGCCGGAGAAGAGUUGCGAGAUUGGAGGUGCCGUCACCGGAUUUUUUUUUUAGAGAACAACAGUAUCUUAGAUCUAGGGAUUUGGAUUUUAGGGAAGAGGGGUUUCGGCAGAAGGUUAGUCUCUGCUUCGUAUUUUAUUUAAUAUUAUAAAAAUGCCAUCGAAAUUCCAGAAUGUCGAUUAAGAUUUGAGUGGAUCUCCAUUUUUCCCGAUUCCACUCUGAUCACAUCUAAUAUCUGCUCUGGGAUGAUGUUGCUUAGCCAAGUCAGACAUUGUUAUGCUCCAUAAGGCAUCCUCUUUGAAGCUUUUUCCAUUCUUCAUUAAAGAGUUAAAUUGGCAAUCUCUUUGGGAGUCUGAUCUAGCUAUUCCGAGGAUGCCUUUUGUAGAAGCAUUUCUCUGAUGAUAAUCUUGGGAUUGGUUGCUCCUGACUAGCGUUUUAUGUUUUUAUUCCUUGUGUUCUUUAUCCUUUUUGCUUAGUCAUGAUUCAUCAUAUUCACUAAGGCUUAUUUCAGAGAAUAUUUAUUACUGUGGCAUGGUUGCAACUUGCAAACUUGCAGAUUUUGUGAUGCCUAAGCCUUCUUUCUCUUCAUCACGAGGAUGAAAUUAAUGAAAAGUAAAAAGAAGUAACUCACUCUCUUAGGACUACAUUUUUGUGUAAGAUGAGCCAGUCAAUAUCCAUAUCCAGUUACAAUUUCCAUUUUAAGAAUUAUAUGUACUAGGAAAAUGGUCCUUACUGAGAUGUGAAUUUUAUUUAGAUUGAUAGUCACUUAAUUCUUUUGUUUUCAGUUGUCAUCAAUUAUGGUUAAUUUUCUUGUGGAGGGUAACAAGCUAAUACAGAGUUGUAAAGAAGGUGUGAUUUUUAGAACUUUGAAGCUCCUCUUUUGGGGAUUUCCGUUACAGGAUGAUAGCUCUUGGUAGUGGCUAUAUUGGAGAUCUUUCUAAAAGAUGCAGCAAGAAAAGCCUCUGGAAAGGAAAUCAGGUUGGAGACUGGGUGACUCGUUUAUCUCUUCAAGGGCAAUGUCCUUCAUAUUAGGCACGUAGGCCUCCUAAUAUUUUGUUUUCUUUGCUAAUUCGGAAUGGUAGUGUACUUGAUGGAAAUUAUACUUAAAUACUGUAUAUAAUUUCCAAUUUCUCAAAAAAAAAAAAAAAAGCCCAACAACAUAGGCAUGAUAUUCUAAUAUUAAAUUAUGAUAUUGACC